CGGGGCGGGUCCGGGGCGGGGAGGGGCAGGAGCGGCUCGGAGCGCGCAGGGUCUGCGGGUCCCGGUGUACGGAGGGCUCACGGUCCCGGGUCGAUGGAUCGGUCGCGGGGCGGCGCGGCGGGGCUGGAGCGGUGCCUGCGGGAGCUGUGCCGGCCCCGGGAGCGCGCCCCGCGCCUCCUGGCGCUGUGCCGGGCGCUGGGGCUGCGGGAACCGCCCGGGCCGCGGGGCCCCUGCUCGCCCGAGUGCUACGAGGCGGUGGUGGCGCUGGAGCGAGCCGAGGACCGCAUCGCCGCGCUGGAGCGGGAGAACGGCAGCCUGCGGGGGCUGCUGCGGCACUCGCGGGCCGCCCGGCAGAUAGGGCUGUGGAAAAGCCAGGCUAACCAUAAGGAAGAGGAGACCUGUUUUGGAGGGAGUAAGGGACAGUUAACGGACAACAACUCCCAGAACAUGUGCCUUCAAAGUGUCCUGAAGGAAAAGGAACUAGUCCAGAGCUCCAGGGAUGGACAAAUUGAAGAAGCUAUUAGGCUCAAUCAGGAGUUGGAAAGAGAGUUGAAGAGCUCUCGGGAAGCUCUGUUCAAUCUGCAAGAUUGCAACCGCAGCCUGAAGAGGGAACAAGCAGAAAUGAGGAGGAAGGUGGAAGAGGCAAGACGCGUUGUCCUUAACAGUCUUGGCAAAGUGAAGGAGCUAGAGGUGAAAGCUAACGAAGUGCCACAUCUGGAGCUGUACAUUCAGCAGCUGGAGUCACAACUGCAGCAGUACAGGUCAGAAGCUGUGACAUUCCAGCCUCCCUCUAAAAGCAGCCCCGAGCAGAAAGAGGGAACAACCUCACCAGAGGGGAGACACUGCCCAGCUGUGCAACACGAUCGAUGCUCUCCCACAGACGGAGCCGGCAUUUCCGAGAACGCAGAGGACCCACUGUUCCGUGCGGUGGAGGGCCAGGCUGCAUCUGACCAGGAGGAGGAGGAGGAGGAGCGGGCUGGAGACCAGCCAUCCCAGGCGGACCCAAGGAAGAAAACGCUGUCUGAGCUCCCUUGCUGCGGUAGCGGAUGUGAUGAAAAAAUGUGGAAGAAGCCCAUGUCUUAUGUGGAGACCACCAACACUGAUGGUUUUGAACCAGCCCCUGCGGAGCUCACAGAGAGAAUGACACACCUCAGUGAACAGCUCCACCUUAAAGGGCAUGAAGUGAAGAAACUGGAAACAGGCGUGGAAGAGAUGAAAGGCCCGCUGCUAGGGGAACUGCAGCAAAAGGCGGAGGAGACCGAAUUGUUGAAGAUGGAGCUGCAGAUGCUGGAGACUGAGAGAGUUAGGCUGUCACUGCUGGAAGAAAAGCUCAUGGAUGUUUUACAGCUUCUUCAACAACUUCGAGACUUGCACAUCUCUAAGCGAGCCUUGGGGAAAAUCCUGCUGAGCACUUUGGAAUCCUGCCGUGACCCCCAACCAGGAAAAGCCCAUCUAUUUGAAGUUCUAGAUACUCUUUACCAUGAGCUGACAGCCUGUGAACUCUUACAAAGCCAGCCUCUGGAGACGGCGCAGAGUCGCCAGUCCUUGUCUAACCCACUGGUCAUCUCAUGCUGAGCAGCGGUGCCAACUACAGUCCACACGACCUGCCUAACAACAGCCCUUGUUCGUUCCAACACAUGAUGAAUGAAUGAGGUUUGUCCAAGUUAACAGCGCUCAGGCAUGGAGAAGAGGAAUAGACUAACUCAGCCAUGAAAUCAAAGGGAUGCUGCUUCUGGGAAGAGCGCUGGUUCCUUGGCUAACAUCAAACCCUCCCUUAUGUCAGUGACCACUCACAUGACGAGGGGAUUACGUAGCAGUGUGUAGCUCUGAUGGAAGCAUAACUAUCUUCCUCUGAUGGCCCUGUAACUCUACCAGUUAACCAAAUAAAAACUAUUCCAAAUGCACCGACCUGGCCACAUAGAUUUACAGCCCUGGUUACACACUGGCUGGGCACAGUUUCUCACUUUUGUGAGAAAAAAAGCGAGAGGCAGGCUAUUUUGUCAUGAGGAAGUAAACCCCUUCCUUAGCAUACAGGGACAAAAGACUGUAUUACAAACAUAUACGAGUGUGUGACAGUACUGCAAGUUUUAAAGGGCUCAUGUAUGAAAUGUGUUUGUAUGUGUCUGUGAUUCAAUUAUUCACCUUAUUUAACUCUGAAGUCAGAUCUGUUAUUGCUCUGCUAAACUUUAUAAUUGCAAUUACAGAGAUGCCUUAGAAACCUCAACAGUCCAUGCCGAAGACAGCCUUGGAUUUUACAUUAAAUGAUACAUUUAACUGCCUGAAAAAGGUACAAAGCAAUCUCAUUCCCAGGCUCUCAAGGAAGGAAGGAUUGAAAAUUCACAUUGCAGCAGCUGCCUUUGUCACAUUACCACUCAACACGUGCCAUACGCAACUUUCUUCUCUCAUUUAAUUUCCCUCAGUGCAACUGAAGAGAUGCAAAGCGCUAGGCUCCACUGGCAUAGUGCCACAUCACAUUUUAAUCAGCAAUAAAACAGUUUCUGGAGGCAAAAGUAAAAGAAAUAGGUUGCUUCCGAGAGGGUUUUGCUGUUUCAUUCAACUAUGAAACACAGAGCUAAAGAAGCAGAGUUCUUAAAUGAUCUGUCUGGAUUUGUUAUUAGAAGGAUGCACUGUUGAUCUUCUAAAAACAUGUAAUUAUUUGCCUGAGAUAAUGUCAGUGAUGAAAUAAGACCAUGUGGUUCAGAACUGUGCAUGUAUGAUUUUUUUCCCACAAAAAUGGUUUGCAUACAGGAGAAAGGCCGGUACCACAAUGCAGUCUGGAGGAUUUUUAUUCCUUUCUAUUCACAAUCCACUGCAGAGCUCACAUACACCUCCGUCUAAAGUUGUGAUGCAUUACUUAGCAUUUAGAGCCAUGAUGGUAACAAAAAUCUGCAACAGAUAUCUUCGUUUCGUUUUGCCUCACGGGAGGCAAACCAGUCUGAAGAGGUGACAUUACCAGGUGAGACCAGAGUCCCGCUGUGCAGCUGCCAGCUGGUAAGAGUUACUCAGGUCUUGUCUGGAGAAGGGACCUGCAUUAUGUUGAUUUUUCAUUUAGAAAGCCCAUGGGCAUCUAUAAAAGGGCUAAAGGAACCUAAUCACGCUGGCUUUGAGGCCCUUUGGUUGAGCUCUGGCCUCACCCCGUGCAUGAGAUUUUAUCCCCUUCCCAGCAUGUUCACUCCUCAGUCCAGCAGAUUCUGUUUGUUCUUGAGGAUAAUCCCAUUCUUCCAAAAAGGACAGUUUGUUUCCUCACAGUGUACCUGCUCCCCAAGUAAUUCACCCCAGGCAAAAGCUAUUCUUCAUCACCUCUUCUAUCUGUUCUUUCCUCCAUCACUAAUUGCAGAGCAAUAAUUCCCUCAGGCUCCCAGACUUUGUGCUUUAAGACUGGUGUAGAGUUUUUCCUCAAAUGAGCUCCCUCAAGUCUCCUCAGCUCUCCUAACCCUCACUACUAUGAGUCUCAAGGAAUGAGACCUUUCUCCUGCUGACAUCCCAUAAACAUGGCUCUCACAGACCUUGCUCAUAUAAUGUGUGAGCAUUCCCCCACCGCAGUGGUUCAACAUUAGAUCUCCACAAACUGUGAUCAAGCUCGCUUUCCUAGCAGUCAUCAUCUUAAUUUAUUAACUCUCUAUUAGAACUGCUAUUUGGCCCCAACAAGGAAGCUGGGACAUCUCCUCCAUUGAUCUCUAAUGUGUUUCCGCAAAACAAGCUUUCCAGUUGGACUCCAUUCUGCAGCUCCUUUCUCCUUCAAACAUGCUCCUCACUCAUCGUUUGGCUUAUUUCUUGUGGCGUUAUCUUGAAGGACUGCACACCACUCGCACAAGUUACAUUUUUCAAGAAGAGUUUCCUCUCCCCUUUGUUUUUCACUUUAUAAGAGGUUUUAAGCAUUAGUAAUUAAACUCCACCUGAUACAAAGUUCUUCAAUAACUGUCCAAUUUGUUUUCAUUGACGCUUUCUGAAGGGCUGGCAGUGCCCACUUGUCACAGAUGUUCCACUGAUUCACAGAACCUUUGCACCAAGUCAGUGUGGCCGUCUCCAGACAGAGCUGCUCCAAGGUUGAUGGCAUUUGUACACACUUUUGGAACAAAAAAAUGUUUAAAUUUGCUGAAUGUGCUGGAAUUAAAUCUCCUCCCUUUCCUGAUACUGUCCAUUAAUCUAUUACAUGGUACAUUUCCAUGAUGAAAGGAUGUUUAGAUUGCAUUCUUUGUUUCCAUCUUACUGUUAAGAGUAAGGGAACGCUUUCAAGCAGUGCUGCACAAAAUGGAAUUGCUCAGUAUGAGAGAAUGACAAUAAGGUUUCACCGCGUGUGACACCGCAUUACCAGCCAAAGAGUUUCUCUUAGGUUUAUAAUUUCAUGGAGUUUAAGAUACUGAAUCCUUUAAUAUUUACACUAUCUUAUUUGCUUAAUAAUUUUACGUAUAAUUCCACAUAACACAAAAGCUAUAGAAUGUGUUUCACAGUGUGAAAUUCAAUUGACAAUUGAAUCAUCAUUAUUUCCCAAAUUAUACUUUACGUUCAAGAGGCCAGGAUUUUCAGAGUUCCGUUUGGUUUCUGUUCUGCCACUGGCUGUUCUGUGAUGCACCAGCAGAAACAUCCUUAUCCCCUUCCCAAGGUCCUGCCUGCUACAGUAGUUUGGUGGCCUCACAGUGUGGCUUUUGCAGGGAAGUGGCCCAACUGAAUAUGCAUCACUUUAGGGAUGCUACUACCUUUCUGAGCCCUGCUUCCUCCCAGAAAGAAGGCCGACACACUCGGCCAAUCUUUCCCUCCAGCCAGCAGCUGCCUCCAGCAGGGUGCUGCCUGUCUCAGCUACACAUGUACAGAUGCUCAGGGGAGUGUCCAUGGGCAGCACCCACUGCUCUGUGCCAGGCUGCUCAAAAGCCGUGGGAAUCCAGGGGAAAUGGAAAGGCACUUCUCUGGCACUGCCUCAGCAUGCCAAAACAGCUCAACUUCAUUGUGCGUCUUUUUUGUUUAAUGCAGACCACUCACUUCUUCACUUAGAAAGGGUGUCUGCAUUAAAGCAAACCUCCCUGAACUGAGACUCACAUCUUAAAUGAUGUCAUUUCCUAAAAUGCUUCUACUUUUCUGAACUGUAACCAUUUCAGACUCUCUGGCUGAAGAACUGUCUGCUCCUAGACUUAAUCCCCUACCCAUUUCCAGAGUGUAUUAGCAGUAGAACAAAAGAAAAGAAUGAAAAGGCUCACAGGAAAUUCCGGAAAUCCUUGCUGGCAUUUUAGAACAAGUCGCCAGUUGGAUAGCAUGACCUCUUGCCGAUACAGUCAUAUUUUUGUCUAAUGACAAAAGGAGAACAGAGUGUCAGAAUCAGGAGACAAAGUUCUACUUAAGCUUCUACACGUCUGCCAAAACUUGGGGCACAGAAUACUGUGGUGCUUAGUUUUAAGUUAAAUAAUAGCCUCAGAAAAAAAAGAGAAUUAGCUCGGCAUGACACUAAUGCAUGCUUCAGAGAAUGCUGAUUUUGUACCUUUGCCAUUCAAAUUUGUGAAGGAAAGAGCCCUUACUUAGUAUAGACUUCAAUAGAAAGUUUUGGCAAUGAAAAUUUAACUCUUCCACACUAGCUGCUUGAGAGCUGACAAGAGCCUGCUGCCACAGCUGGAUAGCACGUCUUCCUGAGACAAAACAGACCCUUGGUCUUCAUAAGGCCACCAACGUAAAGUGAGCAUCCACACACUCCAAGCACCGCAGGGUUCCCCAACAGCGAUGCACAGGUUCCUUGAAGACUAGCUCUUCCCUUGUUGCUUUUCUGUGUUAUACUGAGUGCCAUGGAUGCCAGGAAACAGAAACCCAUAACCCUGUGAGUCCAUUCUUUCCAUCCACUGCUACGUGGAAAAUGCUGCUGAACUACAGGAUUAGUCACAAACACAAGGUGACAGCACAAGCCCCUGCACUGCGGAGGCGCCGAUCAUUUGGUUUGUGCUGGGAAAGGGGGGAUAUACAAGUUCUGCUCUUGGAGACUACAGAAAGGAGACGUUUCUGAGGAAACAGCAGAGGGUGAGCAGCCGUAACAAGGCUGAAAGCAGUACAGGGCCAGUCCUGCUAAAAGACAGGUUGUGCCCACUAACCUAAAGCUGCCUUCCACAUUUUUCAGAACUCACACCUUCCUGAGUGAGCUCAGCACACAUCAGGCUUAUAAAACAUGGAAUGCAAUGCACCGUGUAGUAACAGACCUUUACGUACCAACGACAUGAGGCCUACGAGCACUGAUCCUGCUGAAGGUGUGUCUCCACGACAGCCUCGUUUCAGGUGAUCAGCAGCAUCAUGUCUGCACGCCAGGCAGCUUUGCUAAAGCGAGAGCAGAUAGACUUCAAAACCCCACUGAGCCGCUGUUUUCCCUGAGGUUCCACCGACCAGAGCUGAGUGUGCUGUUAGAGUCAAGGACAAUUUCUGUACUUGAAGAAGGUUUUAUUGUUUGAUAAUUUUGGGUUUGCUGAUUCUUUCUCAUUGAUUUGUUCACAGCUACAAGUGGGAAGAACAUUCUCUAAAAGUGGUGAGGUCUGGUAUUCUGUGA
This is a messenger RNA of Cuculus canorus (common cuckoo), 6514 nucleotides long. RefSeq names its product EF-hand and coiled-coil domain containing 1 (gene EFCC1). The record is from RefSeq and is a predicted model, not a curated record. The coding region runs from base 94 to 1575 and encodes 493 amino acids. The transcript is spliced from 8 exons. NCBI's taxonomy places the organism in Eukaryota, Metazoa, Chordata, Aves, Cuculiformes, Cuculidae.